UCGGCCAACAAAACCAAACGCACAAGCGAAACUCAGCUCUGCAGUAGCAACAACAACCCUUCUUCAAACCGCCUUCAAAAUGUUCAAAUACGUCUUCGUUGUUCUGGCUCUGAUUGCCGCUGCCUUCGCCGCACCGAAGCCACAGCUGCUGUACUCACCGGCGGCAUACUCAAGCUACGUUGCACCGGCCGCGGCCACCGUCUACAGCUCCAACGCGUAUGUUCCGGCCAGCGCUUACUCAGCCUAUGCUCCGGCGGCCUAUUCUGCCUAUGCUCCUGCAGCUUACGCUUAUCUGUGAGGCACACCUGAACGCUCUCCGGAUUGGUAGCCUUGAAAAUGGAAAUGGACACGGAACCUGGCAAAAAGAGAAAUGUAUCAGACGUCGAAUUUGAAUAAAACGCGGAAUUUUGUCUAAAGAA
Molecule: messenger RNA, 419 nt
Organism: Anopheles aquasalis
Lineage: Eukaryota; Metazoa; Arthropoda; Insecta; Diptera; Culicidae
Source: RefSeq, a predicted model, not a curated record